Messenger RNA from Aureobasidium vineae, 645 nucleotides. NCBI's taxonomy places the organism in Eukaryota, Fungi, Ascomycota, Dothideomycetes, Dothideales, Saccotheciaceae. The record is from the annotation of a GenBank genome assembly.
AUGGGUCUCGACGACAUUGUGAGUUUCGACGCGGCCGCAUACAUAGCCAAAGUCCGCAAGAUGGACCACGCCGAACUACGCAAACGCGAGAUCUGCAAGACCCGCCAGAUCUAUUCCAGCUCCUGGUCCAUCGGCGCCGGCGUGGGCGUUGCCUUUUUCACCGCCGGCCUCAGUCUCGUGGGCUCGGCAUACGGACUACGAAAAAUGUCGAUAGCAGAGCAAAAACUCGUCAUCGUGCAAGAAGAGCUCAAAAGCCGUGAACUGGACCUCUACAAGGAGAGGAAGCGAGACUUUUUCAUCCCUAUGGCUAUCGGUGUUGUUACGGCGGGCAUUGGGUGUGGCUCUUCGAUUGCCAUUGCGGCGUCUAGUCAUUUGCCGACUCAUGAGAUCAGCUCUGCUGCUGUGCAUCAUAUCAUUUCGGAGCCCAGUGCUGCUGUACACGGUAUUACUGAGGGUGCACGCGAACAAGCUGAUUCGGUGCUCGGCACUCAUGUCUUUGAAUCUGCUGCAAAUUGCACAACCACCGAUGUGUACGCCUUUUCCACUGGAUAUCAAGUUGGAGUCAACGCCGCAUCUUUCGCCAUCAAGGAAGCCAUAGUGGAAACUGUUGAUCUCGGAGCACAGAAAAUGACCAAGGAGGCAUAG